Scaptodrosophila lebanonensis is the source of this 1872-nucleotide messenger RNA. It is a transcript of the gene Cog8, whose product is annotated as conserved oligomeric Golgi complex subunit 8. Gene Ontology annotation, cellular component: COG complex. NCBI's taxonomy places the organism in Eukaryota, Metazoa, Arthropoda, Insecta, Diptera, Drosophilidae. The record is from RefSeq and is a predicted model, not a curated record. The transcript is spliced from 5 exons. Gene Ontology annotation, biological process: intra-Golgi vesicle-mediated transport. Bases 100 to 1821 code for a protein of 573 amino acids.
AAUGUUGGACAUCGAUAAAACUCUACCAUCGCUACGAACUACUGUCCAACAGCAACAAUUUUUAAGGGAUAUUAAGUGCUCUCGAAAUUAGAUUAGAAAAUGGACUUGGAAUACGAAAGAGUGCUGAAACUCAUAUUUCCAGAUGGGGUAGCAGACAAAGACAAUCUGCGUGGCAACCCAGAGGUCUACAAUUAUUUAAAUACGCUGGGAACCUAUAAGGUAGAUCAGUUGAAGAAGGAGCAGGCCCGGCUCUCAGAUGAGGCAAGAAGUAUUUUGGAGAAAACACAGGAUUUGGCCAUAUCCAAUUACAAAACGUUUAUCGCAACAGCGGAGAAUUCACGGUCAAUUUUCCAGGAGUUUCAGAAAGCCGAGGAACAGGUGGAAACGCUAAUAGAAAAACUGCCCACGUUCAGCGGCAAAUGCGAUAAGUUUAUAAAGGACUCGGGUGAAUUGAACGAGGAUCGGCGCUUCAACUCCAUUACGCUGCAGAAAAACGCACAGCUUCUGGAAAUCCUAGAACUGCCGCAGCUAAUGGAACGCUGUAUUCGCGAGGCUCGCUACGAAGAAGCCCUCGAACUGGCCAGCUAUGUGCAAAAAUUGGGCCAUCAUCAAGGACACAUACCGGUGGUGCAUAACAUUGUGCGAGCUGUGGAGGCUCUGUGGCACACUAUGCUGGUACAAUUGGUUGCCCAACUGGUGCGCACAGACUUGCAACUUCCUAAAUGCUUGCAACUUGUCGGCUACCUGCGUCGAAUGCAAGCCUUUGGUGACAACGAGCUUAAGCUGAAAUUUCUGCAAGCUCGUAAUGCUUGGCUUACCAGAUGCCUAAAGGCAAUAUCUGCAGUUGAUGCUCAGCAGCACCUGACGAAAACAAUUGAGACGACACGUAUCAAUCUAUUUAAUAUAAUCACACAGUACCGAGCACUGUUCCCGGAAGAGGAUGACAGCAGCAAAGCAGUCGCUUUAAAUCCGUUACAGGACGUGACCUGUAAUGGGGACCGCCUUUUCCAGUCCUGGUUGCACAACAAAAUCGAUGAUUUUCUAAAGACACUCGAGUUAGAUCUGGAGCGCGGCGUCAGCUCGUUAGAAACUGUCCUGGGGCAGUGUAUGUACUUUGGUCUGUCAUUUAGCCGCGUCGGCGCGGAUUUCCGCGGUCUUAUGGCACCCAUAUUUGUGCGUGCCAUACGUAACAAAUUCGAAAAGAGCAUAGACCAGGUGAACCAGAAUUUUCAGCUGGAAUUGGAGAAGUUUACGCUCAUCAACAAAGUAACGUUGCAUACACGCAAGCAGUUAGAUCCUGCAUCUAUAACGAGUUCUGAGCAGGAAUCAUAUUCGCCGCCAGAGACUCUGUUGGACUUUUAUCCACUAGCCAUUCUCUGCAAUGGUUAUUUAAAUGCACUUAACGAUCUGCGACUUUGCGCUCCCCUUGCUCUGGCUACUGAUGUAACGCAUUGCCUACAGGAGUCCUUGCAGUUGGUCGCUGAACUUGUGCUAGUCUUUUACCGCCAAGAGCAACAAGCCUUCUCUAACAAUGAGAGGGAAACGUUCGUAAAGCUUUGUUCGUGCUUCGCCUACGAUCUGGUACCAUACAUUCAACGCUGCAUACAAGCAAUCUUUCCCCCUCAGUCGCUUACCGUACAGCUGGGUAUAAGCUUGCUUCAGCUGGAGCAGCAACAGAUUAUUUAUCUGCAGCAUUCCAUUAUACUGCAGCCUUUGAAGCAUCUCCUGCCCACCAAAGUUGAUGUGCUGCUGCAACCUGCGUCAGUCCCAGAACCAAAUACGGAAGAAACUAGCCAAACGGCUGUUGUUGCCUCAAGUUAACAUUCUACAAAAGUUUUGUUAUUAAAGUAAGCAUUUUCAAAUUCCCUUGAA